Messenger RNA from Cololabis saira (Pacific saury), 1689 nucleotides. Its product is annotated as N-acylethanolamine-hydrolyzing acid amidase-like. Gene Ontology annotation, molecular function: fatty acid amide hydrolase activity. Gene Ontology annotation, biological process: fatty acid metabolic process. The record is from RefSeq and is a predicted model, not a curated record. Gene Ontology annotation, cellular component: lysosome. The transcript has 11 exons. Lineage: Eukaryota; Metazoa; Chordata; Actinopteri; Beloniformes; Belonidae. Bases 51 to 1148 code for a protein of 365 amino acids.
UUCACGGCAGGGAGCGAGGAUCGGCAUAACACCGGACCCCUGAGGUCGGGAUGAAGCGGACGGCGCUGCUGCUGCUCGGGCUGGUCCUGGCCGGGCCGUGCGGGGCUCAGCCCGCUCCUCAGUCCGCUCCUCAGCCCGCUCCUCAGCCCGCUCCUCCCACCGUCCACAUCAGCCUGGACCAGGACCCAGAUGUGCGCUGGAAGCCGCUGCUCGAGGUCUUUGACGCGGAAUACCUGCAGAAAGCUGCCGCCACCAUCAUUGAUGCUACGGUUCCAAAGUGGGUACACCAUGCCAUCGCUCCCGUUGUAAAAUCCCUGGAAAACCACAUUCCUCCGCCGUACGCCGGGGAGAUCCGUAGCCUGACCUCGCUGUUCGGAGGCAACGUGUCUGAUGUCAUCCUGCUCAACUUUGCCUACGAAGCCUCUGCGUUCUGCACAAGCAUCCUCGCUCAGGACAAAUACGGGAACGUGUACCACGGCAGGAACCUUGAUUAUCCGCAUGCUGUUCUGAGGAACGUAACAGUUGACGUCGUCUUCCUCAAGAAAGGGAAGGUAGCGUACCGUGGCACCACAUUUGCCGGCUACGUGGGCUUAUGGACCGGACAGAGCCCUAACAAGUUCACUGUCUCAGGUGACCAGCGAGGAACCGACCGCUGGUGGAACUAUUGGAAAAAUGUUGUGUCGCUCCUGCUGAAGGGGUCCCCGGUCAGCUGGCUGGUGAGGGAGACACUGGAGGAAGCAGAGGACUUUCAGGAUGCAGUCAUGCGUCUGGCUAAGACUCCCAUCAUCACGGGAGUGUACUACAUCGUGGCUGGGGUCCGAGCAGGGGAAGGGGUUGUCAUCACCAGAGAUCGGAAGGGUCCCGCUGAUAUCUGGCCUCUGGAUCCCCUAAACGGAGCGUGGUACAGAGUGGAGACGAACUUUGACCACUGGCUUCCUCCCCCGUCCACCGAUCAUCGAAGGGAGGCAGCAAACAAGGCACUCAACGCUACCGGUCAAGCUAACCUGAACAUGAGUUCUGUUUAUCAGGUUUUGUCGCUGUUCCCGGUGUGUAAUGGAAUUACCAUUUACUCAACAUUGAUGAGCGCAGCAGCGCCGGAGAACUACACCACAGUUAUGUGGCCAGAGGGCUGUCACAAACCGACCUGAACUGACGUCACGGAGCCGCCAACUAAACUCUUCCCUCCCGCAGGUUUUACAAAAAAUAAUUACUGAAUCAAACCUUUUUUUAUGAUGCAUCGCCUUUCAUAAAGUAACUUUUGUUGUAAUAUUCUAUUGUUGAGGUUCCCAGAAACUUGUAAAAGACUAAAACAAAUGCUCAAAUGCGAUUUAUUCUCAUAACCUUUUUGGGCUUUUUAUCACGUAUAUGUAAUUAUGGAAGAGUUGCAUUUAGAUAACAGCAAAUGAAAUGUUGAAACAGAGAUUUCUGUCUUUCUUUCCAAAGAUAAAGGAGGGAUUCAGCACUUUAAGAAAUAAACUGUGUUGUGCUUCUUGUUCCAGAAGUUGGGGAACCUAAUAAAAAUAAAUAAAUCAAGAUAAAGUGUAAUGACUAACAGUCCAAGUACAGAAUAAAGCUUAUUUACCAUCAGUCAAGUAUGUGUUAACAAGGUUGUUACAGUUUGACUGCAGUUUAUUAUGUGACUUGUAGAAAUGUUUUAAUAAAAGUUGGAUACUUUUAAAUUUUGCCAAA